Messenger RNA from Sabethes cyaneus, 6212 nucleotides. RefSeq names its product serine/threonine-protein phosphatase 6 regulatory subunit 3 (gene fmt). The record is from RefSeq and is a predicted model, not a curated record. NCBI's taxonomy places the organism in Eukaryota, Metazoa, Arthropoda, Insecta, Diptera, Culicidae. The transcript is spliced from 13 exons. Gene Ontology annotation, molecular function: protein phosphatase regulator activity; protein phosphatase binding. Gene Ontology annotation, cellular component: cytosol; nucleus. Bases 1144 to 4182 code for a protein of 1012 amino acids.
AAGAAGACCAAUCAUACCAGUGGAGGAAAAUAAGCCAUCAGAAAGACGAAUAAGUGAGUACAGUGUGGAAAAAAUUCAAUCUUGCUGAAGAAUCUACACGACUGCAGGAAAAAUCCGUCGUAGUGUAUCGUUUCCCUCGGUCGGGGUUAGUUUUUCCAACCACGAGCUUCAGUUUUCCUUUGUGGAUCUUUAUUUUCUAUUGCCAUAAAUCGCAAAAACAAAAAAAAGUCGAAUCGAUAUUGCGGUGUGCGUGUGCGAGGAGGAAAAGCAAAAAGGGUUUCAUAGCAUUGUAGAGCAGCAGAAGGUGAAAAGUUUUUUCCUGUCUUAGCCGAAUCAAAAAUUGAAAAAAAAUGUAUGGAAGUUCAAGUUUGUGGUAACAGUUUUGCUGUUUUUCAUUGAUAAACAUAACGCAAGUGCAGGCGACAAUUACGACAAAGGAAUAAUCUGUGAUUGCCAGAUCUCGGGUGGGUUUUCCUAUUUUCACCUUGUAACACAUCUAUCCGGAAGAGGAAAAUUUACUGCAAGCCUUUCUCCGCUUUGUAGCUGUGCUGAAUGCUUAUAAGUGAAAUCGGAGAAACGCGAGUAUUUUGUGCUUUAAGUUGAAUCAAUUGCCUUUAAAAUUGCAAUUUAGAAGUGUUAGAAAAUUGAAGACCUCAUAAGAAUUUCCAGAAGCGAAAUCAAAACGGACGGCGAUAGUAAUAGAGGAAACCCAGCCGAAUGAACGAUUGCGAAGAGCACACCAAAUUGAAACUGCUGCGGAGAAAGCCAGAUAUUCUCAUCAGCCUAAAGGAACAGCCGAUUUUGUUAGUGGAAUGUUAGGUUUUCCUUUUUAGUGCUAUCUGUGAUCCUUUCAAGUGCUGUGUUAUCACCGUCAACGUGUUAUAUUGAAGAAAAAAAAAUUAAAAUUUAAACUAGUUAUAUCAUCGUCAAAGUGUAUGGGAUAGUUUGCGGAGAAUAAUUGUGGAUAAAUAGGCGUUUGCGGCCGAGAGACCAUCAAUUAGUUAGUAAAAUUGACUUAGAACCGCAUUCAUCAGUCUGUGACCGCCGGAAGACAUACGGAAGAGAGGACAUACUGACCGGUCGAUCAAUUUAACCAGUUGCUCUCACAACAGUGCUCCAGCCCUAGCACGAGUCACUGACAUCAUGUUUUGGGACAGUGCAAACUCGUUGUCCAACAUAGACAACCUACUUACUAGGGAGGGACUUACACUGAAAGAUGUACUCGAAUACGAAGAUGUAUUACAGGAAUGUAAAUCACAGAACACAAAACUACUUCAAUACUUAAACCGUACGGAAGUGUUCGACGAACUGAUAGACCUGAUUAUCCAAGAACCACCAGCCGACCUCGAGGACAAUAUUCGCUUCAUGCAUUCCAAUAUGGCAUGCGAGAUACUUACCAGUGAUGUGCCGUCCUUCAAAACUCACCUGGUCGAGAAUCAGAACUUCCUGAACAAGCUGUACAGUUUCCUGCACCGUGAACCGCCGCUCAAUCCGCUGCUGACGUCGUUCUUCUGUAAAACGUUCGGGAUGCUCAUAUCAAAACCUAACGAACAAGAUUAUUUCUCUUAUAAGUCAGUGUGCCUACAAGUAUUAGAAUUUAUUAAGUCUAGAAAAGGUUUCCUCAACACGAUGCUGAAGCAUUUUGGCAACCAGGUCAUCACCGAUCUAUUACUGUGUUACAUCACCGAUAUCGAAGACGCCGAGCUCAAAUCGGAACUGCUAGAGUGGCUUAACGAGCAAAACUUAAUUGCUGAAAUCAUAAACUUGCUAAAGUUACCAGGCGAAACGCAGAAGCACUACAAUGUCGCACAAUUUUUAAUCGAAUUAAUCAAGAUAGGAAGAUGCAAACGACAAAACGAGAGACAAGACAAGGUAACAUCCGAUCCCAUAUUGAAUACACUUGAGAACGAAGCUACCACCCAACUGCUGCUGGACAUUAUACUUAAAGAAAACACCGAGGAAAGCGCUAUCGUUGGUGGAAUCCGAAUAAUACUCCGACUGCUGGAGAAUACAAUCAUACAAGAGCCGGUCUCCGAUACUGCUCUCCAGAUGGUAAUCGACGCUGAAAAGGAACACCACGACACCGUUGUGCUGCGCUUAGUGAAUGUCAUAUAUCCCAGAACAUUUGAGUUAAUCCACAUUUUAAAAAAUCCGCCUCAGAAACCCGACGUAGUUUCCACAGUCGGCAUACUUUCACCACCUCUAGGAAACGUGAGACUUCAGAUUUGUAAUUUAUUUACAGUAUUAAUAGAAACAGAAAACAGUGAUGUUAUCAGGACAAUAUGUGGAACAGAUUUUUAUAGCACAUUGCUCAACCUUUUUAAGCAAUAUUGUUGGAACAAUUUUUUGCACAGUCAAGCCAAGGUUUGCGUCAACUACGCUGUUCAAUCGUUUGACCAGAAGGAAGGUGAUUCGAAGUUGCUUACCUCGGAUUUACAGCGACAUGUUAUCUGCGAUAUCAAGCUCGUCUUCCUGCUGGUGGACCUGUGGCAUUACAACGAGGAGAUGCAAACGCCGGACAUUAAGAGUGGAGAGCAACGCAAGUACCGCCGGCUCGGUUACAUGGGUCACCUGAUCGAGAUGUUCGACGCGCUCGUGUCCAAUAUGAACGCGUCGGAGGAAUUUUGUGCCUUAGUCGAAGCGUCCAUUGCCGGUGCGGACGACGACUUCAAAAACCGCUGGCGGCGUAUAGUAGACAACGAAAGUGGCGAACUGAGCUCGAUUUUGGCGGUGCAGAAACGGUUUUUGGCUGACAAUGAUCCAUAUCAGAAGAAAGACUUUUCGUCCGAUGGAGUCGAAAGUAACGAGACCGAUACGGAAAAGUUCGAGUUGAUCCUCGAUUCCGACGUGAUCGAGCAGUUGAAUAAAUUGUUGAACCAGGGCUUUCCAGGUAGUUCCAAUGCAUUUAGCGCGUCCGGCAUGGACGACGGUAUGUUCGGAGAGGAUGAAAAGGACGACCAUAGCGAACGAAUCCAGGAGGUUCGGAACUACUAUGCAAGCCGUGGCCGGAUCCCGGCUCAGAGUUUUGAGUCCGAGAGUGACGACGAUGGUGGCGGUGGCAGUCACCGACCGUUUGACGAUGAUCUCAAAAGUGCGAUCGAUUUGUUUAUCAACAAGAACGCAUGGCCUUCAAUUGACGCGGAAACAGGUGCAGCGGCGGACAGUGCAGAUCCGUGGGGUGCCGACGAUGCAGCUGGUAGUAUUGUGCAGACUGCUGACGGAAUGUCCGAUACGUGGGCUAACUUCGGUUCGGAUAGGUUCGCUGAUUUCGACUCGCAUUUUGCGGAGGUACAACCGGCGACCCAGGCAGCGGAUAGUGACAUCCCAUCGAAGGCUAUCUUCGAUGAUAACGAAAACAUCGCCUUUGGUAGUUUUACCAAUAAGAGCAACGAUCCGUUCGGGGCGGAUUCUGCUACCUCGCUAAUAACGGAUGAGGCUGUCAAUAGCUCAAACCUCUUAGUCAACGAUAACGUCGUAGAUCCUGUUAGGGCAGAACUGACCGAUGCAACCAAUUGCGCUCACAAUGAAACCGAUGAUGCUAUGAAUAGUAACGUAGCAAACGAUGUGCCAUUAUCUGUACCCGUAGUAGAAUCCUUUAGUAGCAGUAGUUGUCAGCAAUCGAUUCCAUUGGUAGCAAACGAUGAAACUAACCUAGGUGUUAGCAGGUAUACCAACAACAUAGUAGCAAUUACCGAGAUGUUCGAUAAAUUGGAUACUUCUGCGAUGGAACCGGUUGAUAUCGUUACCUCAAAUGGGCCGGCUUCCGGCGGUGAUAGUCUUGAGUACGAAGAUGCAUUAGACAUGAUAUUGUCCGAUGAGGCUGUGGAUUAUAGCAAACCUUUCAAAACAGAAACGCAGAUGAUCGAAAGCCCAGCCCAAGCCCUCUGUUUGGAAAGCAAUAACGAUGCACCGGCUUUGGAGUCGUCUACAGUAGUAACAAAGACUGCUGACCUCGUGGCAGUAGUCGCCGAGACCAUCGAACUUAGUAACAGUAGGAGUACCGUUACCGCCAACAGCAGCACAGAAAUCCUAGCCCCGUCAAUUGAUCCAUCGAAACUCCCGGCCGAAGUGUUCCAGCAGCAGUUGCAGCAGGGUCAAGCUGAGUCUCCGCAACCUCAACAAACACAGCCACCACCACCACCACAACCACCAACUGUGCCAUUAGAAAAUGGAUCAGUAUAAAAUAGCAGAAUGUUUAAUGGAUAAACUGGUCGGCCUAGAUUGCUGGGCAAAAGAAGAAGAAAAAUCUUACACUUACCUACAUGACAAUGAGACGCUUCAAAAGCAACACUCAUUGAGCGAAUGAAAACAGGAUCAAUUUUGCAGCGAACAGUGAACUGAUCAGUGAGUCUGGUUGUUAUACACUAUUUAGGAAAAUGCGCUUACUUGCAGAGAGAAUGGAAUAACCUUAUAGGAAGGAGAAAUAUUUUUAUUGCACGUAUAUUUUCUACCAAUACUGUGAGACGUUAGUUCUUACAAAUACAAAUCAUACAUUCUCAUUGAAGUUUGGCCCAAUUUGUUUUCCGUUAAAUUUAUGGAAUCCGUCUGCUAUGCAUGUGCUGUGGUACAGUUUGUGAGCGCGGUUCGUCGCGCUCAACAUGGUGCUGAAGUGUUCAGAACGUUUUUUGUAGAAACUUGUGUCUUUCAGUAGCUUUGGAAGCACGCCAAAAUAAAUAUAUUGUACAAUUAUUUACUAACUUAAUGCUCAUUCUAUCUUUUAUAACCUGUUGUAUACCCAAAUUGUCAAUCCGUCUUCAGAAGCGGUAGCGCUGUGUUAGCAUUGAGGAAAGACAACUUUUGCCUACGCUUGGUCUGCUUCCUAUGCCACUGACAAGACCGAUUGUGAUUGUAUUAGGAAAAUGUAACCAAAUUAUGGCUUGCGAAGCAGUAAUGAGUGCGACUGUUCGAUGAGGAGCCAUCCUCACCCAAGAAAAAAUAGCAAUUUAGUUACUAUUACGAACUUUUAAUUUCCCACUUUUGUUACAUUCAUACUCUGUAAUUCAAUUUAGAUAAACAACUAAACAAAACGUGACUCAAUGUAUUUUUAUGCAUAAAAUAAGCCAAAAAGCAGGAACAGUUAAGUAAAACAAAUAGCGAUGGGAAAGCAAGUCGAAAGCAAUCAGUGUUGUGCUGUUUCUUUACGUAUAUGAAAACAAUAUACAUUGCGUUAGUCGCUAGCAGAGCGGCGAAUGAAUGAGCGCAGUGCAGCUGCUUGAAAUAAGAACAAUCGAGAGAGGGAUAGUGUAAAACAAAAAAAUAAAAAAUAAAAAUAAACAAAGCUUCCGCCAAAACGAAAAUGAGAAAAUUUACAAGUGAAAUGUACGAGUUUAUUAGCACUAAUUUUCCACUAAAGUAAGCUCUCCAGCAUCAACUAAAGAAUAACGAGAGGCACGAUGUUUGAAGAGCGAUGAGAUGAGAGACAAAAACUCUAGAUAUUUGUUUUCGUUUGCCAAUGCACACAGCCUUAAGUUAACGUGAAAGCGUUCGUUUGAUUCGAAUGAUCAACCCUGUUUGUAGUAAUAUGUUUUGUGUUGAUGUUCUUUAAUAUGAUAAGUGACCAAGAAAAAAAAAAACAUUUUUAUAUAUCAUCAGUUCAAACUACUUUUGUUUCUUCUUAUGCUAUAAUUAACGUAAGUUCUCAUAUUCUUAUUCUCUGUUACAGUUAAUUAAGGCCCUCUAUUUUACUUUUUCUAUUCUACGUAUGUCGUCCAGUCUGGUGUUUAGUUUUAUCCAAAAUUGUUGCUCAAAAUAAACCAUUCUGUUUGUUGCCUGCUCUUCUGUUUCCUUAAGUUCCCUUGCCUUGCAAACAAGAAAAAAAAAUAAGAAAGAGAAAUAAUCGAAUGUUUAAACAUAUCUUGCUCGCUGUGCAUAGGAUUCAGUUUUUUUUCUAUCUAUUGUUUAACAAUUAUACUGUAAUUCGAAACAGUUGAAAUCACAAGGUAAAAUACAGAAGAAGACGAAAAAUCAGACAACCGUUUCAGUGAUAGCAUUAGAACUUAAACAGAUAUAUGACACAAAUUCACUCACACAAUCGCAUACAUACAAGAGAAGUAAAAAAAUCACAUACACACACAAUACACAUUUCUCGCUAAAAAAAAGAGACAUGAUAAACAAAAAAUGGUGCAAUGUUCUGAUAUAUACAUAUAUAAAUCAAAUGUAAGCUAGUGCCACUUUCUAAAGUACCAUGAAAAUAUGAAUAAAGGAAUGUGAAC